AUGAGAAUUAUAGCAAAGAAUCUCCCAACAGACUCCACACAGCAGAGCAUCAGAGAAUACUUUUCAGCCAAGGGCACUCCUACGGACGUGCGGCUGCUGACAACAAUCUCUGGAGAGAGCAGAGGAGUGGCCUUCAUAGGAUACAAAACAGAAGAAGAAGCAGAUGCGAGUAUAAUCCACUACAACAGAUCUUAUUAUAACGGAUGCAGAAUAAAAGUGGAAAAAAACAGCCAUGAGCACAAAAACAGAAAUAGCACCGCCAAAACACGCACAAAAACAGACGGCAGCGGGAUGGAGAUAGAUGAGAUGAAAGAGAUUCUCAAGAAAAUAAUGGUACGAAGCAAAGACGAGAUAUGGAGCUCCAAUGUAGAUAUUGAAGAAGAGGGCACAAAGAAGCACAAAAAGAACGAAAACGACUCUCUGGAGAGCAUUAUUGAAAAGUACAAAGAAGACGCAGACAGCAAAAGAAAAAACAAAGUGCUGGAAACAGGAGAGGUGUUUGUUCAUGGGAUUCCCUACACUGCCACAGAAGAAGAAGUGGAGAAGGCGUUUGAGCAGUACGGAAUGAUCGCUGAGGUGUUCAUGAAGUACAAGGAAAGAGAAGACGCCUGGGGGGAGGGAAAGGCCUUGAACACAGGAUAUGCAAUCAUCACAUUUACAUUCCCUAAGGAUGCUUAUGCCCUAAUAGGAAAAACCGUCAUUUUCCAGGGCAGAAACACAACUGUGCUGCCAAGCAAGGGAAGACCGCAGGAGGAAGUAACAGACAAAAACAGAAGUAACGUAUCGCACGGCAAGUACAACCCCGUCUUUUUCAACUUCACAGCUGUGCUAGGUGUAGCAGCGAAAGAAAAAAGAGUUUCAAAGAGGGAUAUACUUAAAGACCGAGGAAUUGGAGUGGGAGGAAAGAUCGCCCUACUAGAAAGCGAGCUAAUCGAACGAACCCGCAAGUUCUUGAGCGAUGAGGGAAUUGCAGAAGAGUGCACGUGCAGCAAAACGCCAUGCACAUGCAUGUUUAUCUCUAAGAAAUCAAUACUGAUCAAAAAUAUACCAUAUGAAACAAAAGAAGGCGAGAUAAAACAGCACUUUAAGAAAUACAUCAGAGCAGUGUUUUCUCCCUCAAAGACUCUGGUGGUCCUUGAGUACAGCAACAAGUCUGAUGCCCAAACAGAGCUGAAAAACAACAACUUCAGCAAAAUAAGAGACCAGCCGAUAUACAUAGAGUACCUAAAAGUGACAAAAGAAAGGUACACGAGAGAAAUAUCCGGUCUGCCCCCGACAGUAGAUGAAGCUCCCGCAGAAAAAGAAGAAAAAGAGAAAACAGAAGAGCCACAGGUGAUGAAAAUUAUUCUGAAAAACAUUCCCUUCCAAGCAGGAAGAUCAGAGCUAUCAGAGCUGCUCACAGGCCUAAUAGGGAAAGAGUACGUCUUGAGAAUACCCAAGAAAGCAGACGGAACGCACAGAGGAUUUUGCUUUGUCGAACUCUCCAACAAUGACCAGACGCAGACUAUUUUGCAAAAGCUAAAACAUGUGCAUCUCUACGGAAGACACAUAAUCGCGCAAAAAGCAGAAUUAUAG
This is a messenger RNA of Nematocida minor, 1575 nucleotides long. Its product is annotated as multiple RNA-binding domain-containing protein 1. Bases 1 to 1575 code for a protein of 524 amino acids. The transcript has a single exon. The record is from RefSeq and is a predicted model, not a curated record. Lineage: Eukaryota; Fungi; Microsporidia. Gene Ontology annotation, molecular function: RNA binding.